AUGUUGGUGAAAUUAUUUUUCUUUUCAGACCGUGUUGAAUGCGUAAACCAGUGUGUCUCGAGGUACCCUUCGUACUUCCGUGGCUACUACAUGAAAGCCAGUGAUUGCCCAGGAGCCACCCUGAGAAACGCAUCUCAAACAGACGGGGAUGUCAUCUGCUGUAUUUUCGAUACUACCAUAGUUCCCUCCAUCCCACAGAAUGUCAGUGUUUCCCGGGAAGUUUAUUUGGCCAUGGUUGGGGAUACCACAAGGACAAGAGCGCUGUAUCCAUUUUAUAUGAAAGCUUUGAGUACAGCGGACAUCAUUGGUAAUAAACUAGAAAUAGCCGCCUUUACCGCACAGGUAAGUAAAAUCGCUCGACGGGUGUUUUAUUACACGGGAAAAGCACAAGAAAGUGCACAAAAUGUCUCUUAAGGUGACAGUGAGAAAGGAGCAGGGAAUAGCUGAAAGAUGAGGAGUAGGCUUGGAUAAAUUCUGCUCGUAAAAUGGCUUAUUCUGCCUGCCGGUAGUGCUCGUAAAAAUCGCUUAUUCUACUCAAAAUUCUGCUUGGACACGAUUAUUCUGUUCAAAUUCUGCUCGGUAACCUAAAAACAAUUUUGGCCAUGUUUAUUUUCGCAAAUAUAGAAGAGAGCCUGGGUCUAACCCCUAAAAACUAAUUCGAUAUUCAUUGGUAGCAAAAUUGUAAUUCCUCUUACUUUUAAUGUGAAAGUGUUGUAGCUACUAAAUAAUAAAAUUAGGGCCUGUUUAGAUGAAGGUGGGAGACCUCAGAUAGGUGAGGUAGCAUGUGGCGGGUCACCCCACCCAUCAUGUAAACGUAAUCAAAUUAAAAUGAGAGAUUAUCUGGACAGGCGAGUUACCCCACCUAAGCGGGUUACCUGACCUACCUGAGGUCCCCCACCUCCAUUUAAGCAGGCCCUUAGUUUUAAAUUUUUCUUACAACUCUUAUGCAUAUCAUUAGUACCGCUGAUUUUCCCUUAUUCUGCUCAAAUUCUGCUCGAAAAUGCCUUAUUCUGCCGGCAGAAUGCUGGCCUCAAAAAUCGCUUAUUCUGCUCGAAAUUCUGCCGGCAGAACUUAUCCAAGCCUAAUGAGGAGUAGUAAUAAAAUCGAAUUGUAAAAUGGGCAUCUCAAUUUAGUAUUCCAAAUACUUUGUCCUAUCGGAAAGGAGUGCUGAAAUAAAAAAAGGAAAUAAAAAGAAAAAAGAUCCUAAGUGUGGUUCGGUUAUGAUCGCUACCAUAGCUACAAAGCGCUUUAAAAAGCACAGCGAUCUAAACGAUCGUAGGUGUUAUAUAGAAAAUCGGCGAGCUAAAGUCUUGAAGUGACCGUUGCUACGCUGUCCUUAGCACGACCAACAAACUGCGAAUUUUUUCUUUGUUUAGAUUCUAUAUCAAACUUCAGGAUUGAGAUUUUCAGAGGAAAGUUCCUAUGGACAAAAGCCUACCAACGAAGAAGGAACUGACAAACGCAAAUUUAAAAGUCGUGGAUUUCUUCCUUUAAUCGGACAACAUUUUUAUGAACUGGCUUCAUCUGCUGUCAAAGAGGAGAUUGUUGGUCAGUAUAACAACAACAACAACAACAACAACAACAACAACAAUUUUUUUAUUUACGUAAUGCAUGAUUGCAAACUAAGAUAGCUUAGCCCGCAAAUAGCACAAGCUAAUCGAGGCAGUCUAAAAAAGCGAAAAUUAAUAAUUAUAAUAAUAGUAGUAACGAGAAAUUACAAUGAUGAUGAAAUAAAAAAUAAUAAUUUUUAAUAAUUGUUUAAUUAUUUUGAUAAUAUCAAAUAUCGACUAUUAAUUAAGAUUCUAAUUAUAAACGCAGUCAGGUUCUAUUCAGGUACAAAGAAAAAACUGUCGUUGCGGGCGAAAAGGGAGACUUUUGAUUCGCCUUGUAUAGCGAUGGCCUGGAAUCUACAUGUUUUACUCAGGAAAAAUUAAAAUUCAGGUUCGUGAUCUCACUAAAUGGGAGACUUUUUGAUUCGUUGCAGGACAAUCUUAUCUCUAAAAAUGAUACAGACCGUGAUCUCAGAGCCAAAGUCUAAAAAGCGAUUUAAAAAGCGAUUUAAAUUAAGUUUAUCCAGGUUUCAUGACAGUGCACGGUUUUUAUAUUUUACACGUUUCCAAGCAUGUUACGUCGCUUGUCAUCCGAAAGCUUCAAUGAGCUUUAAGCUUAAAAAAAAUUCAAAAGCUCAACUGUUAGGGGGCAAAAUAGGUCUAGAUGAAACUUUGUCCCCAGGGUUCUUCCCUGAGGUUAUGCGAGGGGCUGUGGACAAGGGAAAGGCCCAGAGGACGAGUUUGGACUAAAUGAUCAGUUUCUUCAUUUAUUGAGUUUUUCAGCAUAACCAUUUUGGGGCACAUUUACAAACUCAUGGUCUCUUUGCUAACAUCCCACAAAAUUGAAAACACCCGCAGAUCAGCCGGAGAUGGUGGCUUUGCCAUCCAUUGGAUUCCAGGUGGCUGCAUGGCUCUGGAGAGAAGGGUACGCCUCAGCUCGUAAUAUCAGCCUAACCACAGGGAGUAUGGGAGACUACUGUAAUGGAACUGAGUACAGCUUCGUUGAGUUAUCUUACAAGAUUCAAAACAGUUCCACGGGGAUUGAACAACUUUUCCAGUACUGGAGACACACUACUAAGGUAGCUGUUUUUAGCUUGUUUUUUUUUUACACUCACGCCAAUGGCACAAGUACCUAUGCCAAUAGUUCUGAACGGAACUAUUUUCAACUUUUAUUUAACUUUUAUUUUCUUUUUCGGAAUCCAUUGCCUCAUUUACUCUAAAUUGAUGCUCAGAACACACGUUUGUCUAAAUCUGCAAUCCUGGUCCUUGUGACAUUUCUGCAAUAUUCAUAUUUUUCUUUCAUUUCUUGGUUCCCUCUUAAAACAGGGCAUCCUUUUUGAAAGUGUCUUUCAGUUCUCCCUCCCUCCACCCUAUACAAUUGUUUGUGGGGUGAGGGGAGGGAUUUGGACCUUUGUGAAUUGGAAAACGUCUCAGAGAUGCAAAAGUGAUUUAAGACGUUUUGUCCAUGAUUGUAGCUACCGAGUGAGUGAGCGUUUUCAUAUGAACUUUCCCCUUGGAAAGAAUUUCACUUUCCAAACUCGGUUCAACAGGUUCUUGGUCUUUCAUGUCCAUCCCAAGGACAAGGGCCGUUGUGUUACUCGAAGCAAAGAAAAGGACGUUGUAAACUCAUGAAGAGCUGCAAAGGAGAGUACACUACAGAGGGUUGCCCUGGACCGUCACCUAUCGCCUGUUGCCUAGGUAAUGGUAUAGUUUAGUUUAAUAUAAAAACUUACGGCCAAAAAGUGAAAGAGUGUGAUUGCUGAGUAUGACCAUCUGGCUCAUUCUCUCUUGGUGUGACCUAAAGAAGUAUGCCGAUCCGUAGUCAAGGAGGGUGUUAUCCGCCGAGGUCGAAGACCGAUGGACAUAACACCCUCCGAGGCCUUCACAAUUGAGAUUCUAACAAAACCGAGGAAUCCAAAACAAGAGAUAAUGAGCUACCUCACUCUUGUCCAAAAUUAUUAUUCAAAAUAAUUCGUACUUUCAAAACAUGCUUACCUCGAUCAGUUCCACCGCAAAACAGGUGAAAUUUUUCGCCAGUUUUUCCAGCUCUAACAAAACAGCUCAGCUAACAGAUCCUCUUCCCUAGGGCUUCUUGGCUGCCGUAGCUUUUUCUGGCGAUAGCCUGCACUACACAAACGACAUUUUAACAGGUAUAGAUAGAUAUGUCUUUCUAACAAUUACUUUGUAGAAGUGUAUAUGACAUUUUGGCAGCAAAAUACCGUAUAACUGGGUUAAAAAAAAAAUGCUUAAGAUACCGUGGAACCCUAACUUCUAGUUGGGACUGCAUAAUUUUUCCUGUUAUUGAUAAAAUACAAAUCUAUUUUAUUUUUAUUGGUAAAAGAUAGUGCUAUUUUAUUGCACACUUUACUUAGUUACCCAGCGGAUAGCUGAAAAUUGGGUUUUCUCCCAUCACCACAGAAAAGGUUUGAAGGCGGGAUAAUAGAGAAUAAAAACUCCUAAAUAAUGCUAGGUAGUUGAUAUAGUCGUUUUGUGGUAUAGGUUCAGAGUUACGGGAAGUUGUCUAUCGUCACCGUAGUCUCCACAUAUUAAAAACGAGACCUGAUGGUCAGCUGGUAUUUCUUGGGGCAUUUUCCGUCUGAAAAAUAACUGCAAGUAGCACUUAAUGGCAUCUCAACAUUAACUGCUGCUAAAAGCAAUAGUAUUUCAUUAAAAUAUUAUGUCACGUGACUUAUCACUAGACGUAUAUUCUACGGGGAAUAAAAUAAAAAAACAAAAACAAAAACAAAAACAACAGAACCAAAAAAAAUUGGGCAGGCCACAUCUGGACUUGCUUGUCCGGAAAAGUAUUCUUUUUUCACCUGGUUUCUUUACUCAUUUUCUCAGAUUGUCAGAAUCCGAUCGACUUGGCCUUUGUGUUAGACUCCUCUGGAAGUGUUUCUCAAGCAAAUUUUCAGCUUGGAUUGCAGUUUAUCGUUAGAGUCUGCGAAUACUUCGACAUCGGAUAUCCUCAUGGAACUCGAGUUGCUGUCAUCAGAUACAGCUCCGCUGCAUCGAUAUUGAUCCGUUUUAAUACGUACAUCAACAAGGAAGAUGUCCUCAAUGCAAUAAGGGCAAUACCCAGGCAGGUUGGCUCGACGCGUACUGAUUUAGCCCUUUUAUUAGCUAAUAGGGAACUUUUUAAUAACAGUGAUAACGGAGUGAGGCCGAAAGACUUAGGAGUUCCCAGAGUGCUUGUUCUUCUUACAGACGGAAGGUCCACCUCGGGAAUAAAAAAGGUGAUUGAGCAGUCUAAUUUGCUCAGACAGGAAGGCGUUAAUAUCUUUGCUAUGGGCAUUGGGCGGAACAUCAAUAACGAUGAACUAAACAUUAUUGCCAGUGACCCAGACGUUGAUCAUGUUUUUUAUCCCAAGACGUAUGCUGAAGUAAACUCCAUGGUAGAAAAAAUGCGCGAGGCUUCAUGUUAUGGUGAGUAUUAUUUUAAGGUCUUAUCCUGCACUGCUGUCAUUAUCUAAAUUCUGAUUGGCCCUUGGCACGCUUUUCAUUAACGGAAAAAAGUACAGUGGAAUGCGAAGAAUAUAAUGGAAAAUUAUAAAACGAAUCUGCCUCAAAAGUGGUCGCGGUUGCUUACGAGAAGUGUUCGUUUACGAGAGGUUCUAACUAUUGGGCGUUGAUUUUGAAAAAAAGAUGGUAUUCUGGAUAACAGGUCGCUUAUGGGAGGUGGUCGCUUACAAGAGGUGGUCUCACUUGGAGGUUCGACUGUGUUUAUACAUGUAAGGAGGUUGUCAUUUGAAUGUUAAACAAGACUCCCAUUGCAAUUGUUUGUAGAAAAUAAUAGUUCUGUCUUACAAAACGUUCCCAGAACCCGCAUUACUUGAAGAAGAAAAGGAGGUGAUGUCAGACGUCCAGUCAAACACUGUUAAGUAUUACAAGUACGAUUUACAGAACAAAACAGGGAUAAAAACCUUGUUUAUUGAGAUAAUGGGUGGUGGAGGUCGCGUAUCUGUAUCCAUGAAAGAUACGAAUCCCCGAGGCCAUCGAUUUAACCUUGGAUUUUGUGAAACUAGUAUUGGUGAUAAUUUCACCACAAGUGGAGAUAUCUUUAUGCUGGAGGAGCUUGAAAGCAACGACUUUUGUGAUGUCCAUGAAAAUGGAGGUUGUACUGAACCUCGUUUUGUAUCCGACGACGAGUUCUUGGAGGAGGGAAUCAUUACUUAUGUGAAAAGAUGCUCGAGCAGGUGGUUCUAUGUUUCUAUCGAAGGAAUCAACAGGACAAAUAAAUUUAAUCUGACGCUAUAUAAAGAUUUCAUCCGGACAAAUAAUAUAGAGGUGAGUUGUGUUGUAGAAUUUAAAGAGUAAAAGGUGAACACUUACUCAGAAAUUAUUUCCCGACCCUUCACUGUUGAGCUCUUUUAGUGAGAAAGAUGUUUCAAUUUUUAAGUCUGUAAGCCAAGAAUUUAUUUAGUUGAAUGUGCGCCUAGUUAUUUAUGUAUUUAAAAAUUCCAUUUAUUGGUAUUUCACAAAUUAAACUUCUGGGAGAAUUUGGCAAUCUUUCGGAAAGACAGUGUUUAGCCGAUACAUGUAGUUGUUCGUUACAAAGUUGGUGAAACUCCUUUGGGCUCUGUUCCAGGGCAAGGAGCCCAUAACGCGGAGCGAGCAACUUCCAUGCCCUCGUGUCACCACGUUUUCACAGAUCAGUUUAUUUUUAGAACGGUUUUUGGCCAAAUUUUGUAUAUCUUGUAAAUUCCACAAACCAGUCAGCAAAACCUGAAGAUCUAACACGGAUAUUUUUUGCCUUUUAAUAACGUUUAGUUUUCCUUAUAAUUCGAAUGAGCUCAUAGACAUGGUGGAGAUUCUAUUUUCGCCGGAAAAAUUGCUCUAAAUGUAUCUAAACAUAAACUGGUCCGUAAAAACGCCGUGACAUAGGCUAGUGUGGGCGUUGCUCGCUCCCGGUUAUAGGCUCCUGUCCAGGUUAAGUGUAUAUCUGAUAGCAGCGAAAAGAAACAUCAAAAAACACAUACCGUAAACUGCCACUUGUAAGCCCCGCUAGUUUUAGACCCAUCGACCUCUAAACAAAAAAAUUCAUCCGAUCUCUGAUAAGCCGCCCGCUAGCUUUUCUUUCUUAAACUCGAUUUAUUACGACGCAAGUUAAGUGAAUUAAAAGCCAGUAAGUGCAAAACGUUUUUUUUAGAUUAGCACUGCUAUAGCUCUGUUUCGACUGACCACUUAUUCCAUUUUGGUUAUAAGCCUCCUUGCUUCCUUGGGUAUAAACCCUUCCAUUUAAAAGCCUUAUUACUUCUUCUGUCUCAAGGUAUCUUUCCUCUUUUGGUUAGAAUAUCACCGAAGAGACAGAACUGAAUAAGACAGCCACCUUUCCGAUUCCACAGAACGUUUACGUUGGAGUAGCAGUGGCCACUAUUGGCACAACAGCCACGAUAGCCUCCGUGGUUACCCUCUCGUAAGUAUUAGCAUUAUUAUUGAAUGAGGCUGAGUAUCAUCUGAAGAAUUAUGAAGAUCUCGGGGGGUGUUAUGAAAGUUGAAUUCAAUAAUUGUUUUAUUAUUCAUUCAAAAUAAUUCCUAGCUUAAAAACAAGCUAAAACAAUUGCUAAAACAUGUUUACCUCCGUCGAUGUUAAGUUCAUCUCGAUAUAUUGUACUUGCAUGUUGAUCGGGAAGUUUAGAAGAUAAAGGGCUGUUCAGGUCUGCAGAUAUACCCCACAUAACGGAUGUCGUCCAUCGAGUUGUCUUCUUGCUGUUUUUGCUAUGUUUUUAGACAAUGGUUCGCCGUGUAACGAGUAAAAUGUUCCACCGUUUUGUUCUCACUACCAAAACAACUCACACUCGUUCCCAGGUUUUUUUGGUUAACAGUUCAACUACACGAUUGACGUCAUCAGUUCAAUAUCGCAAAAUCCUUCCAAAUUUUUUCGACAAUAGCUGGUUAUGAUGAAUUAUGCGUGGGAUUUAAGUCAGUUAGAAACGGGGAAAAUUUUUAAUUACUAAUAAUAACAUUUAUUGAUGGUGCAUGUCCUAUAUGGCAGUACAAAGUCAAAAGGAAAUAAGCAAAAAGGGAGGCAACCGAAAACUGUAAAUGUCUUGAUGAUUCCUUAGUCCAAAGGGACUCAUGGAACUAACCAUUGUCAGAACUGGCCAUCGAGACUAAUUCAGCCAGAAAGAGAGUGUCCAGCCAGAUCAGUCAAUGCGUGAAAAUAUGAAGGCAGUGAUGAGUUUUUCGCUAAGACUUCCGACAAAACCCCUUUUUCAUUUUCAGUAUGACCUGUCUACUGGGCAGUUCUGACAUAGCUAGGUACGUAAGCGUCAAGUGCCCUGUCCUUGAAAGGCUCAUAAGCGCUAAUCCAGGAUUAAUACUUAUUGCACGAUUGUAUUUACCUUUAUAUAUAGAUUUGGAUUAAAAGUAUCAUUCUGUGUUAUCAUAACUGCAUCUCAUAGUGAAGUCUGUGCAAUACCGUACAUGCCUCAAUUACAUGUUCCUUGAAAAAUCUCGUUUAAAAAAUUUGGCUUAUCCCCGGCGUUUAUCUGACCAUCUUUCGAGGAACCACGCCCUACGUAUUUAGGGCUCUUAGACCCUUUCGUCAUUACGAUAGUGUUACUCAGUGCUUUCACUCAUUGCUCACUGACAUUAUUAUGCAAGUAAACUAGGUAACAUAGGAUUAAAUUAAUUGGUGGAGUACUUGAUUGGUCAUUUGACUAUCAUUUUUUUUAUUGUAUUUUAAUCACAGGUGCGCAAAGGACUUUCAAUUAAAAGGAUCAACCAAAAUAAAAAAGACGAAGAGGAAGAACAAUAAAAAUGCAGAAAAGAAUAAUAAUGGUACCGUUAACAGCGGUUUCGAAAAGGAUGAUGAGGUUAAUAAGGAUGUGAAACUUGAUAAUUUGCGAAAUCGCAGUUCUACUCUUUCCCCUUUGAUUGAAAAAUACGAGCACAUGUCAUUUGAAGAGCCAUCUAGAAUUGCCACUGAAGAGAGAAAAGGGAGACAAAGGGUUUGUUCUAUUGACGUAGCCGAGAUGGAAAACACGCAAAUAAAGAAAACAAGAUCUUCCUCUUUUUCUGCUGAAAAUCAAGGUAGGAAAUCGUCUAUACAAACAGUGACCAUUGCAAAUACAAAUGAAGCUAAGCGUCGUCCCACUCGUUUAAGCCUAGUUUCUUCUAUGAUUCAAGAUUUACAACGAGAAGAUACAAUUAUUAAAGAGACCACUACAUCUGUCAAUCCAUCUGGUUCCGCGGAAAACGGAAUUCUCGCGUGGAGAUGUCGCAGUUCAAGCGACAGAUUACGAGCACAAGUGUGUCCGUAUCGCUUCGGACACGUCCAGAAACACCUAAAACGCCUCGACCCAACAAAGAAGAGUCGGAUGAAAAGACAGCUUGCUAUUUUAGGUGGAAGCCAUUUUAUUCGCAAACUAAAGCACAGAAGUCAAGAAAGAAAGUCGGAAACAGUACCGACAGAAUUGAUCUUGAGAAAAGCAUAA
Molecule: messenger RNA, 8989 nt
Organism: Porites lobata
Lineage: Eukaryota; Metazoa; Cnidaria; Anthozoa; Scleractinia; Poritidae
Source: the annotation of a GenBank genome assembly